Gavia stellata (red-throated loon) is the source of this 5286-nucleotide messenger RNA. RefSeq names its product UV stimulated scaffold protein A (gene UVSSA). Gene Ontology annotation, molecular function: RNA polymerase II complex binding. The record is from RefSeq and is a predicted model, not a curated record. Gene Ontology annotation, cellular component: chromosome. Lineage: Eukaryota; Metazoa; Chordata; Aves; Gaviiformes; Gaviidae. The transcript has 13 exons. The coding region runs from base 1 to 2232 and encodes 743 amino acids. Gene Ontology annotation, biological process: transcription-coupled nucleotide-excision repair; response to UV.
AUGGACCAGCGCCUCGCCGAGCUGGUGGAGGAGCUCACCACCUCGGGGGAGCCGCGGCUGGAGCCGGGCAGGAUGAAGGAGCUGAAGAAAAUCUGCAAGUCUUCAGAGGAACAUAUCAGCCAUGUCUAUCACCUGCUGAUGACGCGGCUCAACGAGGAGCACGCCGAGAUGCGCUUCUCGGCUUUCCAGAUCGUGCAGGAGUUGUUCACCCGAUCCCAUCAAUUCCGGACACUAAUUAUUUCCAACUUCCAAGAGUUCUUGGAGCUGACGGUGGGGAUAGACCAUGAGCAGCCUCUUCCCCCACCCAAAGAGGUGGCACAGAAACUGAGGAAAGCAGCCAUUAAGUCAGUGCAAGAGUGGCAUGAGAAAUAUGGAGAGGCCUACAAGAAGCUUUCUCUGGGCUACCACUUCUUGAAGCAGAACAAGAAGGUGGAUUUUCAAGAUGUGCAUGCCAGAACCGUGGCUGAAAGGAGGAGGGAAGAGGAGAAGCAAAAACGAUUGGAUAGCAUUUACAAAGAAAAAGCCAAAAGAGCUGAAAAAGAAAUGGCAGAAAUGUCUCAAGAGGUUGCUGACACACUGACAGAGAUGGAAAACUGUUUCCGGCUUCUGAUGCCAGAUCCUUUCGACUUCACUGUGAAUGACACGGAACUGGAACCCAACAAACAAAUGACUGCUAAUGAGGAUAGACCUGCAUCCCCCUUGUCCUCCCGGAUGGAAGUUAACCAGUCCUAUUUUGGAUGCAUGGAUGAUGAACAGCCAUGCUGCAGCAAGGAUGUUUUUUCUGCUUCUCAGUGUGUUAGAACUGAUAAAGAGUUAGAUGAGAAACAGGAGAAGCCUGAGCAAAAAGAAUUAGAUGGAGGCACAUGCUCAGAAGUUCAAUCAAAUGUCCCUGCUCUUGAUGAUGAUGAUUACCAGACUUUUGUUAGGAACCAUGGGCUUAUUUCACAUAAGUAUACUCUAGACCUUGAAAUCUCCACAGAUAUAAAAGUACAUGAGAAUGAAGAUAAUACUGCCAUAAUAAACAAUGCCAUGGAUGCUCACAAACUCCUCAAAAAUAAGUUCUGGCCUUCUGUGCAGUCCUGGAUUCAGUUAUUUACCAGAGCAGGAAUAAAUGAUGAUCGGUUAAGAUGUGCCAUUGAUCUCAAGAAUAAACUGGAGACUGCUAUGAAGAAAUACAAGGAAAUGAACAUUUCCUUUAAAGAGAGAAAAAGAGCGAUGAAAGCCUUGGAUGACGAUGACGACGAUGAGGAUGAAGAUGAAUUUGUGGAGGUCCCUGAGAAGGAAGGUUAUGAGCCCCACAUUCCAGACCACCUGCGUAAGGAAUAUGGCCUAGAGCCCCAGUCACCUCCAAAUGCACCGGCAGGGAAGACAUCAAUAGGACCAGCUCCGCUGAGCUCCCGUGCCCAGCUGAAAGGGAAUGAAGACGAACUUGAUCCAACCUGUGCAGCCGCCACACUGAAACUUAUUAGAGACAAACUGCCAAAGUUACCAUCUCCACAUGUCAGUGACUCUGCAACUACUGAGCCAGCAGCCUUGGAAGGGCCUGACAGGAAGAGAGGAAAACUAGAAGAAGAAAGAGCUAAAGCUCCCCUCGUGCCAUUUGGAUUAGAUCUUCACUACUGGGGACAGGAUCCGCCAAGUGCUGGGAAGAUUCUUAAAUUUGCUUCUGAGCAUCGGUUUUGGGCACCCAGUGAAGUAGAGGAAGAGGUGGAAAAUAAAGAAAUAACUGAAAUGUUAAAAACUAGAUAUAUAACAUUUGCUGGCAAGUUUGAACCAGUGAAACAUAAAUGUCGAGCACCAAUGCCUGAUGGAAGUCUAUGUGAAAGACAAGAUCGGAUUAAGUGCCCUUUCCACGGAAAGAUAAUUCCUCGGGAUGAAUCUGGGAUUCCCAUUAAUGCAGAGGACAGAGCCAGAGAAGAAAAGAUGCGGUUUGAGAAGCAAGCGGCUCAGCCAGAGUGGCGAGAUCCAGAAUUCAUGAGAGAAGUUGAAGCAGCUACAGGAAUGGAUCUUGGUUCCUCUAAAAAUAACGGAAAAGGAGGAAAGAAGAAAGGGAAGAAGAAAAAAUAUCCAAAUCUGACAGACCUGAAGCAGCAGGCUAAUACUUCUCGUUCUCGGCUUGAGAAGAAGGUCUUCAAUAAAGGUGUUAUGAAACGGGUGGCAAAAGCAAUGAACCAAGUGGACCAAAGAAAGCACGAGAAGUUUGCCAACCAGUUUAACUAUGCACUGAAUUAAAUACUAAGAAAAUGAACGGCAAAGAAGAUUAACAAGAGUGCAACCGCACAAAACCUUUAUCACAGAUCUUCCUAUUUACACUAAAUUAAUGUGCUAGGUGCAUUUUUACUGGGGUAAUUUUUUAAAUUGUUUUCAACUUUAACUUAUUUGAUAAUGAACAUUUGAUUUUUGGCAAAGAUUUGGUGGUAUAGAAUGGAAUGCAUUUAACAAGUUGAUAAUUAUUUGAAAUGUACAUGAAAUAGAGCAUGUUAUAUGACUUGUACAUACACUGGGUAAAAUGUUCAGGUUUCACUUUUUUCCCCUUCCCAAGGAACUCACGUAAUUUAUACCUCCUUUGCCAACAUGUGUGUUGUAAUUUGCCUCCGCUUUCAUGCCUUCAGAAAAAAGAUGCCUGAGAAACAAUUAGAUUUCAACCAGCGAGGGCAAGGCACAGAGUAUUUGCUCAGCCUACUAUUCUAGAAAGCAUACCACGUCAAGCAGCACCUUGGCUCCUGCAGCACCUCUAAAGACCUCUUCUGUACACACUAAAAAAAUCCAAAUCAACUGAUGCCUUCAGGUUAUGAGUGGAGUAGAGUUUGAUUUCAGCAAACUGAAAUCCAGGAACUAAUUCAAACUUGGUAGCUGUGGUGGUGUAGAAGCUGAAAUGACAAAGAUCAUCCUGGUCUGCUUCUUGCCUUCCCAAGAUGGUAUCCCAGUAUCUUUCAGAACUACAUCUGGAAAGCAUGUUGUGAAAGUUUGUAGAGACACUCAGAAUGUGCUGCAGUUUAACUGAUACUAAAAAGCUCCAGUACAAAGUGAAAGUAUGAGGUUUUAAAAAUCAUUCAAGUGGCAUACUGUACUAGUGAACUGCCUGGCUUGAAUCAGUUAAAACUGUAUCAGGCUCAAGCCUGAGUGUGCAUCUGAGGAUCCAGAUAUAAACACAAGCAUCUGGACUUCAACUCCAGAGAGUUAACAUGCAUACUGAUAUCAAGCAGCUCCAUCCAAUGUGGUUUGUUGUUACUGGCUGGGUGCUUAACCAGGUUUCCCAAACCUGCUUUGCUGGCUAUAGUCAUGUCUUAAGUAGAGUGAACCAAAUAGUGACCGGUUGCGCUCUUGCAAGGUUUCAUACAGCUUUAUGGGUGAGGGAAAUGCAGAGUAUCAAGGAGGAUAGAGUGUUUGAAAAAUCGAAGUGAACUGCAGAAGUCUUCAAUAAAAUACUGAAUACAAAUUAGAAAGGGUUUUCUACAGCACUGGCUUAGUCACUCACCUGUUGGAGGUGUUUCCUCAUGCAUCAAGAGACUAUAAGAAUUAAAAAGGGAGAACACUUAAACUCCUCAGUAUAGCUUCUGACCACCUCAGACAAAAGCUAAUUUACAGUUCUGCUGAAUACCUUUUGAGUUGCACAAGUACUGCUUAGAAAGGAAUUGUUGCUGAAUCUCGAUAGUUUAUCUUGCAAGAACUCUGCAGUUUGGAAGACCUUUUCCUCUUCAACACAGGUAUUUAGAAGAAGACAUACUUCUAAACUACCAGAAAUAAAAUAAUAAAGAGCCAGAAUUUCAGAAGUUACCUACUGCACUGGAAAGCAAAGCCACAUCUGCUAUCAGGCUAGUUAACUUGGCAGUGAAGGCUUCAGGUAAAAAUGUAGACAAGGACAAACCAAAGUUCAUCACCAGGUCAGUUGAAUCAACUGCUAAAAUGAUUUUAUUUCUUACUAAGGAUAAAGACAAAAAAAAAGAAAACAAAACCAACAACAAUACAACCCUGCACAUUUGAGUGUAGUAUAGAUCACUGGAUGCUGGGAUCCCAGAACAGUCUAAAUGCAACUGUUUGAUCUUGGAGAUUAACAUUCAAAAGAGCCACAAAGGUCGUUGUGCCACUAUUCCAGAGAUUCUUGAGCCUGCCCAGACUGAAGGUGUUCUUUUAUAAGACAUGUUUUCUCUCCUCCCUGUAAAAAGAGUGGGGGAUUUAUAUUGUGCAGUGGCACUUAACCCUUCUUUGCUGUGGACAUGAGAUGUCAGCACUAGAAGAUUCCCAGCAAACAGUAGGUGCACUUUGCCCCAUGGAGUUCCGAUUUUCAGCCUUUAGUAAAAUUAGAAAAAAAACCAAAACCAAAGACAGAGAUUGGAAAGGGAAAUAGUAAAAAUCUGUGAGAAAAGAGUGUACUUAGUAAGUAAUGCUCCAUUAUGAUGCUACUCAGUCACUUCAGUUCUAGAAUUAUCAGCUGAAACUUCCUGCCUGGACCUGAGUGUCUGAUCCACCAGUUAAACCUGAUCCUAUCAUGUGAUCUAUAUGCUCUUCCCCUUUCUUUAUUAAAAACACACAUGCAUGCAAAAAGGUGUUUUCCUAGAUUGCCUCUUUCAUGCAGAAGGGUUAGUGGUGACUUUUUUUAAAGCUCUCCCACUUUUCUUUUUCUGGUUUUGUUGCAAGAACUUUCCUUGUCAGGUGUGGAAUAUACCCAGUUGGAUAUGAAUUUUUUUCUUCCUCUUUCUGCCUUGAAGCAAGAAAGACCAUUGACUCUUCAUGGGAGAAUGUGUUAAAAGACAUCCUCUGUUGCACUGCCUUUAUGCUAGCCUGGCCUCUUACCAGCAUGCAUCUUCCCCCUCAUCCAGUGUUUGAGAAACCCAUGCUUCCCCUCCCAUGUUAAUUAUUGCCUCAUUUAAUCAAAUUCUUUCUCUACAAGGGCAACUCACCAUAUAUACACACAACAGGUCCUGAAUUUUGCCACUUAAGCAUUCUCAUUAGACCUGAUCAGAUGUAAUUCAGAGGAUUUGGGGAACCACCUUCUUUUCCUGGGUUUAUCUGUAGCUCUGCUGGAGGAAAAUUUUUGAAGAGGCAUCUAUCUCCAAAGAUCCAGCAUACCAUCAUUAAAUAGAAAUCCUUUUAAGUUCAAAAUAAAUCAAUCUACUUUUUAGAUCUAUCACACCUCUUUGUGCGUCACUUUACCUACAACAGUUUACAAAUUUGAGAUCUCUGGGCUCACCAGCUUUUCAAACGUCUUGGUUGAUAAAUUGUCUGUGCAACAUUUCUACUGGAACUUUUCUAUUCCUGUGCUCAGGGCUUCUGAGAAAGGAAAAA